CAAUCCCGUAGCGCCGCACCGGUGACGCGCGCGCUAGUCCGCUCUACUUGGAAUUGUCUGGACGGGGAGGAGUUCCACACUCCGCCUAAAGCUGGGAAGGUCGGCGAUGUGUCCCGCGGAGGCUAAACGGCAAACAUUGAACUAGACGCACGAGCUGGGUGCGUCUCCGCGGAGUUUCACUAUGAUGCGUUUUCUGUUGCUCUUCAGCCGUCAGGGGAAAUUGAGGCUACAGAAGUGGUUCCUGCCACUGCCUGAACGAGAGAAGAAGAAGAUUAUCCGAGACAUGGUUGCCAUGGUGCUGGCACGGAAACCACGCACAUGUAACUUCCUCCACUGGCGAGACCUGAAGAUCGUCUAUAAGAGGUAUGCAAGUCUGUACUUCUGCUGUGGUCUGGAGGAGCAGGACAACGAGCUACUGGCCCUUGAGGUUCUGCAUCGCUACGUUGAGCUGCUCGAUAAGUACUUUGGUAACGUGUGUGAACUGGACAUCAUCUUUAACUUUGAGAAGGCCUACUUCAUCCUGGAUGAGUUCCUGAUGGGUGGGGAGAUACAGGAGACGUCUAAACUGUCUAUUUCCAAGUCUAUUGAAGCUUCAGACAUGCUACAGGAGACAAUGGAGGAGUACAUGAGCAAACCAGCCUUUUAGUGGUGGAGGCGUCCAGGCCUCCGUAACCACCAGUAGACCUCUGCAACCGCGCUGCCUUCAUGGCUGUGGACCUGCCGCCAUCUGAACCUGGCUGAACUUUAGCAGAGGAGCUUACUGGACUGUCCAGUUCCUGUUGAAGAGGACUGCGUAUGAAGGAAAUCUGUGGGAAUCUUUUUGUUUGUAAUAAUAAGGGGGGGUGCCAACUUUUUCUGUACCACACAUUUUAAGCUGUUAAUCAAAGGGAUUUUUUAAGUCAUAUUUGUAUUUUACAUUGAGAAUGUGCACAAUGACUGUUGACCCUUGACAAGGUGACCUUUCUUUUUGGGGGGUGGGGGAUGUUUAUUGCUGUAAUUAGCUUGUGUGUGACUUAAAUGGGGCACGUUAGCGGGAGGAGAGCACAAAGAUGGGAGGGGCUUGAGUGGCACGUGACUGGGAAAUACUGUGCCCAUUAGCAAUAACGUCGCAGUGGUCAUUCUAUCGAUGUAAGACUCGAUGUUUUCACCAGAUUGGCAAGGCGAGAUCACCAUAUGUGCCAGUCUGUCGUCUCUGUGGACGCGCCAUACCCCACCAUUACAAUGCCUCGUGGAAUCUGUUAAAACCUUUAGACCCGACCAAUAUUUUGAUUUGCAAUGAUUCUGUUGACUCAUGAGUUGAAGUGCCUAAAGAGAGAUUUUAGAUCUUCAUUUAUUGAAUAUGCUGCAUGUCUCGUGAGAUCAAUUAAAUCCAUUUUUAAAAAUUGUAGGGAUUUUUAAUGCAUCCAGUUUAUCACUAAUGCUGAUUGUAGCAUAUUACAAAAGCUUCUCGAUUGAUAUUGACAUUAAAGUUGUAUUUUGAUAAAUUUA
Electrophorus electricus (electric eel) is the source of this 1488-nucleotide messenger RNA. RefSeq names its product adaptor related protein complex 1 subunit sigma 3b (gene ap1s3b). Lineage: Eukaryota; Metazoa; Chordata; Actinopteri; Gymnotiformes; Gymnotidae. Gene Ontology annotation, molecular function: clathrin-cargo adaptor activity. Gene Ontology annotation, cellular component: AP-1 adaptor complex; membrane coat. Gene Ontology annotation, biological process: intracellular protein transport; vesicle-mediated transport. The record is from RefSeq and is a predicted model, not a curated record.